This is a messenger RNA of Penicillium oxalicum, 1227 nucleotides long. RefSeq names its product NAD(P)-dependent alcohol dehydrogenase. NCBI's taxonomy places the organism in Eukaryota, Fungi, Ascomycota, Eurotiomycetes, Eurotiales, Aspergillaceae. The transcript has 2 exons. The record is from RefSeq and is a predicted model, not a curated record. The coding region runs from base 1 to 1227 and encodes 408 amino acids. Gene Ontology annotation, molecular function: zinc ion binding; L-iditol 2-dehydrogenase (NAD+) activity. Gene Ontology annotation, biological process: D-sorbitol catabolic process.
AUGUCAACAGAGACAUCAGCCACAGCGCUCGUCUUGCACGGCGCAAAGGAUCUGCGUCUGGAAAAACGCAUCGUCUCAGCUCCAGCCGGUGCAGACAUUCAGGUUGCCGUUACCGCCACCGGUCUUUGCGGCUCCGACCUACACUACUACUCUCACGGCCGCAAUGGCGACUUUGUCGUCCGCGAGCCCAUGUGUCUAGGCCACGAGUCCGCCGGCGUAGUGACUGCCGUGGGCCCCGAGGUGGGAACCGCCUUCAAAGUCGGUGAUCGUGUCGCACUCGAGGUUGGCCUGCCCUGCCGGCAGUGCGCUUUCUGCAAGAACGGGCGAUACAACAUCUGCAAGAAGAUGCGCUUCCGCAGCAGCGCAAAGACCUUCCCCCACCUCGAUGGCACUCUUAUGGCCCGUACCAACCACCCCGCAGCGAUGUGUCAUGCCCUGCCCGACAACGUCUCCGACGCAGGGGGCGCCCUCGUCGAGCCGCUCGCUGUCUGUCUUCAUGCGAUCCGACGCUCGCAUCCCCCCACAAAGGAGGAAGUGGCUCUGUCGAAUGCGGCGGGCGAAGGCACUGCGGCUCUGGUGUUUGGCGCAGGCGCCAUCGGUCUCCUGGUCGCUUCUGCGUUGGCCGUCUCCCAGAACUUUGAAUCCAUCGUGGUGGCCGACAUUGAUGCCUCUCGACUCGAGAUUGCGGCUUCAUUGGGAUUGGGAAUCAAGACGGCGCUCAUUCCGCGCGCAGACCCCUCCAGCCCUCCUCCACCUCCUAAAGAUGCCCCGCACGCCGAUCAAACAGCCUGGGCACUGAAGAAUGCGCAGGCUGUGGCCGCGGCCUUGGUGCAGGCCGCCCAGCAGGAAGGUGUUCCUCCUGUAUCGGGCUUCAGUCGCGUGUAUGACUGCACGGGUGUUCCCGCAUGUGUUCAGGCUGGUAUCUACGCGUCCGAGCCCGGCGGCGUCCUCGUCCAGAUUGGAAUGGGCAACCCAAUCCAGACGUUGCCGGUGGGUGCGGCGGCUCUUCGGGAGGUUGACAUCAUCGGCGUGUUCCGCUACGAUGGAUAUGCCUAUCCUGCUGCGAUUGAGUUGCUGGGAAGUGGAAAGCUGAAGACCACCGAGGAGAAAGUGGUCACACACCGCCUGCCCCUGGAGGAGGGUGAGCGGGCGUUUACCCUUGCCGGGAAGGGUGUAGAUGAGGAUGGGAAACCGGUGGUGAAAGUGGUCAUUGAGAACAAAUUGUAA